Oncorhynchus masou masou (cherry salmon) is the source of this 1039-nucleotide messenger RNA. Its product is annotated as L-rhamnose-binding lectin CSL3-like. The transcript is spliced from 12 exons. Bases 1 to 945 code for a protein of 314 amino acids. Lineage: Eukaryota; Metazoa; Chordata; Actinopteri; Salmoniformes; Salmonidae. The record is from RefSeq and is a predicted model, not a curated record. Gene Ontology annotation, molecular function: carbohydrate binding.
AUGUGCAUUUUGAGACUAACGGUGGUCACAUUGCUGGCUACAGCUUGCUGCACACUAACAGAUGGAGCAAUCAGCAUCACGUGUGAAGGCUCUGAUGCUUUACUGCAAUGUGAUGGAGGUAAGAUCCAUAUCAAGCGUGCGAACUACGGUCGUCGUCAACACGAUGUUUGUUCUAUUGGGCGCCCUGAUAACCAACUCACCGACACCAACUGCCUCAGCCAAUCCUCCACCAGCAAGAUGGCAGAAAGAUGCGGUGGGAAGAGCGAGUGUAUUGUCCCUGCAUCCAAUUUCGUUUUUGGAGACCCCUGUGUCGGGACUUAUAAGUACCUGGUCGCCAAAUACUCCUGUGUCCAACAGCAAGAAACAAUAAGCAGCAUCAUAUGUGAAGGCUCUGAUUCUCAACUACUCUGUGAUCGAGGUGAGAUCCGUAUUCAGCGUGCCAACUAUGGUCGUCGUCAACACGACGUGUGUUCCAUUGGGCGCAAACAUAAACAACUCAAAAACACCAACUGCCUCAGCCAAUCCACCACCAGCACAAUGGCAGAAAGGUGUGAUGGAGAGCGCCAGUGUAUCGUCAAGGUAUCCAACUCUGUGUUCGGUGACCCCUGUGUCGGAACCUAUAAGUACUUGGAUGUGGCUUACACGUGUGUCCUGGCAGCAAUCAGCAUCACGUGUGAAGGCUCUGAUGCUUUACUGCAAUGUGAUGGAGGUAAGAUCCAUAUCAAGCGUGCGAACUACGGUCGUCGUCAACACGAUGUUUGUUCUAUUGGGCGCCCUGAUAACCAACUCACCGACACCAACUGCCUCAGCCAAUCCUCCACCAGCAAGAUGGCAGAAAGGUGUGAUGGAGAGCGCCAGUGUAUCGUCAAGGUAUCCAACUCUGUGUUCGGUGACCCCUGUGUCGGAACCUAUAAGUACUUGGAUGUGGCUUACACGUGUGACUGAAUGAUAUCUUCCUGGUGAACCUGAAGAUGUACAAGGCUGCUGGGAUAUCUUCAUCAGGUCUUGCUGUUUUCCUUCAACCUCUAAAUCAACUUCA